Messenger RNA from Salvelinus namaycush (lake trout), 1717 nucleotides. RefSeq names its product serine/arginine-rich splicing factor 9-like. The coding region runs from base 334 to 1260 and encodes 308 amino acids. NCBI's taxonomy places the organism in Eukaryota, Metazoa, Chordata, Actinopteri, Salmoniformes, Salmonidae. Gene Ontology annotation, cellular component: nucleus; ribonucleoprotein complex; cytoplasm. Gene Ontology annotation, molecular function: mRNA binding. The transcript is spliced from 4 exons. The record is from RefSeq and is a predicted model, not a curated record.
GUUUUGUUAAGAGCGCCACACUUGCUGUAAACGUUACCAAAUAUCUCUUGCUGUACGGUUUGGAAACAUAAGGAACCUAUCUUUCAUAUUAGCAAGAAAUCAUAUAUAUAUUUUUUAAAAUUUCUAGUUUUUUAUAUGGUUAGGGUUCCCACACAGCCAUAUUUCCAUGUUACAGCGCUUAUUUAUGGAAGACGGGUACUGGUGCUAGUUCUGUGUCUCGGAACACCGGUGUGUAAACGGAAGACAGACGCCACAAACGUGUUGUGACUGAAAAAUACUGUCUGGUGCAACUGUGUUAAAACUGGUUAAAACAGUUUACAUUCUGUUAACAUCAUGGCAGAUGGCAGGAUCUACGUGGGUAACCUUCCAGCUGAUGUGCAAGAGAGGGACAUUGAGGAUAUAUUCUUCAAAUAUGGCAAAAUCAGAGACAUUGAGUUGAAGAACAACAGAGGCACUAUUCCCUUUGCCUUUGUGCGCUUUGAAGAUCCACGGGAUGCCGAGGAUGCAGUCUAUGGGAGGAAUGGUUAUGGAUUUGGAGACUGCAAGCUUCGCGUUGAGCACCCUCGCUCUGCCUCCUCUAAAUUCAACGGUUCUAUGGGUGGUAGUGGUCGAGGGAGUGGGGACGGAGGUCCCGGUGGUCCUAAAGGGAGGUUUGGGCCUCCUACUCGGAGAUCAGAGUUCAGAGUUAUUGUGACUGGUAAGUGGAUAAAGUCUGCUUUUGUUUUUGUUUUUUUAAUUCAAAGCUCCUCUCUUCCUUCCAUUUACAGCAGGUUAGAUGUACACUGGUAUUGUUGGGCGUUGCCUAUAAAGGCCAAAGUUCUCAAUGGUUUGCUCUCUGUUCCCACAGGCCUGCCUCCGACUGGGAGCUGGCAAGACUUGAAAGAUCACAUGAGGGAGGCUGGAGAUGUUUGUUUCACAGAUGUUCAGCGGGAUGGGGAAGGGGUGGUGGAGUUCCUGCGCAGAGAGGACAUGGAGUAUGCCAUGCGGCGCCUGGACAGGACAGAGUUCAGAUCACACCAGGGGGAGACUUCAUCUAUCCGAGUCCAUGGAGAGAUGGGGGCCAGCAGAGGACGCUCGCGGUCCCGUUCCAGAUCCAGGGGACGGUACUCACCCGCUUAUCAAGGUCGCGGCUCUCCACCCCCUCGUUAUCAGUCACCCCCUGCUCGCAGAUUGUCUCGCCAUAGCCCCCCUCCACGUCGCUCCUCUGCAGCACACCGUAGCCCAUCAAGCCGCAGCCCACCCCCUCGUCACUACCGAUAGUCUACCUACAGGAGGGAGCCAAGGCUGGUGAUUACUUUCUUUUGUGUUGCUUUUUAAGUAUGUCAUGUGCAUUCCACUAUGAGGACUGUCUCCAGAGGACUUUUUAAAUGGUGUAGACAGAGCGGAUGGGCAGAUCUGCAUUUGCCUAACAUUCUCAGACCUAGGAUAUGGCUGGUUAGGGAUAUUUGUGAAGGAGACUGCAUACUAGAGGAAUACAACAUAAUACAGCUCUUUAAUGUAGUUUAAAAAAAAAUCAUGUUUCUGUAAGAGUGUCUAGCCUGCCCUGCCUUGUAGAUGGUUGCCUCGCAAGUGUUCUCCAUUUUGUUCCUCUUUUUUAUUUUACGUGAGAAUGAAAUUAUUUCUUUCUCCUGCCCCAUUCUCGAAAUAAUCUUUGUAUCUCGUAACAGCUUUGUAAAAAAAGUGUUAUUUUUUUCAAAUAAAGUGAGGACUCUUAGUA